GCCCGACCUGCGAUUUCUCCGGGAGCGUUAGCGGACGGUGCCGUGGAGUUUUCCAAAAUGCCUGAAGCAAACUAUUUGUUAUCUGUAUCUUGGGGUUACAUUAAGUUCAAGAGGAUGCUGAACCGGGAGCUGACACACCUCUCCGAGAUGAGCCGCUCCGGCAACCAGGUGUCCGAGUACAUUUCCAACACCUUCCUGGACAAGCAGAAUGAUGUGGAGAUUCCUUCUCCCACCCAGAAAGACAGAGAGAAGAAGAAAAAACAGCAGCUCAUGACACAGAUCAGUGGAGUGAAGAAAUUAAUGCACAGUUCAAGCUUAAAUAACACCAGCAUUUCACGAUUUGGUGUGAAAACAGAAAAGGAAGACCAUCUGGCCAAGGAACUGGAAGAUCUGAACAAGUGGGGUCUUAACAUCUUCAACGUUGCGAGGUACUCGCACAACCGGCCGCUCACCUGCAUCAUGUACGCGAUAUUCCAGGAGCGAGAUCUGCUGAAAACCUUCAAGAUCUCCUCAGACACUUUUGUAACGUACAUGAUGACCCUGGAAGACCAUUACCACUCGGACGUGGCUUACCACAACAGCCUCCAUGCUGCUGACGUUGCCCAGUCCACCCACGUUCUGCUCUCUACCCCUGCACUGGAUGCUGUCUUCACUGAUUUGGAAAUCCUUGCUGCAAUUUUUGCAGCUGCCAUUCAUGAUGUGGAUCACCCGGGGGUCUCCAAUCAAUUUCUUAUUAAUACAAAUUCUGAGCUGGCCCUGAUGUACAACGAUGAGUCUGUCUUGGAGAACCACCACCUUGCUGUGGGCUUCAAACUGCUUCAGGAGGAGCACUGUGACAUCUUCCAGAACCUGACCAAGAAGCAGCGUCAGACACUCAGGAAGAUGGUGAUUGACAUGGUCUUGGCAACGGAUAUGUCCAAGCAUAUGAGCCUGUUAGCUGAUCUGAAGACCAUGGUGGAAACUAAGAAAGUGACCAGUUCAGGAGUCCUCCUUCUGGACAACUACACAGACAGAAUACAGGUUCUCAGGAACAUGGUACAUUGCGCCGACUUGAGCAACCCCACCAAGUCUCUGGAGCUGUACCGGCAGUGGACGGACAGGAUCAUGGAGGAGUUCUUCCAGCAGGGAGACAAGGAGAGGGAAAGGGGCAUGGAAAUCAGCCCCAUGUGCGACAAGCACACGGCGUCAGUGGAAAAAUCCCAGGUGGGAUUCAUUGACUACAUCGUCCAUCCGCUCUGGGAGACGUGGGCUGACCUGGUGCAGCCCGAUGCCCAGGACAUCCUGGACACGCUGGAGGACAACAGGAACUGGUACCAGAGCAUGAUACCUCAGAGCCCCUCUCCUCCCCUGGAGGAGCAGGGCAGGGACUGCCAGAACAUGAUGGAGAAGUUCCAGUUUGAACUGACGCUGGAGGAGGAGGAUUCGGACGGGCCGGAGAAGGACGGCGAGAGCAUCGGCUACUUCAGCAAUACAAAGACACUCUGCGUGGCUGACCCAGGGGAGGAGGAUUCACAGAGGGAGGCCAACAUAGAAAUUGUGACAGAGGACACGUCCCCUGUCGACACAUAA
This is a messenger RNA of Chaetura pelagica (chimney swift), 1569 nucleotides long. RefSeq names its product cAMP-specific 3',5'-cyclic phosphodiesterase 4B. Gene Ontology annotation, cellular component: cytosol; perinuclear region of cytoplasm; nucleus. Bases 58 to 1569 code for a protein of 503 amino acids. Gene Ontology annotation, biological process: signal transduction. Gene Ontology annotation, molecular function: 3',5'-cyclic-AMP phosphodiesterase activity; transmembrane transporter binding. The record is from RefSeq and is a predicted model, not a curated record. The transcript has 10 exons. Lineage: Eukaryota; Metazoa; Chordata; Aves; Apodiformes; Apodidae.